Molecule: messenger RNA, 2004 nt
Organism: Bacidia gigantensis
Lineage: Eukaryota; Fungi; Ascomycota; Lecanoromycetes; Lecanorales; Ramalinaceae
Exons: 3
Coding region: 1-2004 (667 amino acids)
Molecular function (GO): protein binding
Source: RefSeq, a predicted model, not a curated record
AUGGACGUCGAUGAUGUCUCCCACGUCGGCCAGUGGGUGCAGCUUUUGGAAAAGCAAAAGGUUGCACUUCAAGCUGCAAGUAAACGAAAAGGCGAGCGGCCCAAGGACCGAAGGUCUCGCGGCCAAAUUAUCCACGAAUUCAUGUUGCAGUCUGCGAGCACGACCAUGAUGUACCGGAAGAACGAUCAUCACAUGAUACACCAAUCUUGGGUCGCUACUCCUUAUCCGCCUUCUGUGGCGCCUUUAAGAAGCCUCAAGAAGCUUUACCUCAAGGAUCUGUACCUGGAGACCCACCAUCGAGGUUUCUACGUUUUACUCAGAGUUGCGACGCCUCCAGUAACCAUGACUGCCGUCAUGGCUGUCAUGGAAGAUGAGAAAGACGAUGGAGUGGUAUUUCAGCUAUUUCAGCAGGAAGACGAAGAUCAUCGGCCAGGUGAAGAGGUAGUCCAGAUACAGCGCGUCUGCAUCGUGAAAGAACCAUACUUCAAAGUGAUGAAUGAUGGAGGCUAUGGCUUGCGGGUCGAUCAUCUCAGCGAUAUUAUUUGGCUUUCCCCAGACGACGAAAGAAUCCCUCUUGGCUGGCGAGCACAAAUCAGCAAAUUCGAGAAGACUGCCGAAACCUUGAAAGAGGAGGGCAACCUCGCCGUGAAGGCGGGCGAGCUGAAUGUUGCAAUCGAGAGCUACACGUCAGCCCUUCACCGUUCAACUACAUUUGAAAUGUCACAGAUUCUCAAGCUCAAUCGAUCCUUGGUCAAUCUCAAGCUUCGGCAUUAUGAUGAAGCUUUGGAGGAUGUUGGAAAGCCCACUGCUGACGCACAGCAAUCAGAAAAGGGCUUCUACCGUGCAGCUCUCUCUUUGUACGAAUUAGGGAGAUUCCAACAGAGUCACCAGGCUUUGGCAUCUCUUAUUUCACAUUAUCCUCAUUGCCAUGCGGCAAAGAAGGAGAUUAUUCGCACGAAGCAGAGGUUAAGGGAGCAAGAGCUUGGCGAUUACGACUUCGAAGCAAUGUACGGGGCCGCCAAAGACACACCACCUUGUCUUGACAAUGCAACUUUCGCUGGCAACGUCGAAGUCAAAGUUUCAAACGGUCGUGGACGUGGUUUAUUCACCACGAAGGACGUGAUUGCUGGGGAAUUACUCCUCUGCGAGAAAGCCUUUUCUUACUGCUCCUCAAAGCAUUCGAAAACGAGCCUUCUAAUGAAUACUCAUACAAAUCGAGCCACCCUUGGUACGCAGGCAGACCUUAUCACAGCUACAGUGCAGAAGAUGUUCCGGAAUCCGUCACUCAGGCCGGUAUUUACCUCGCUGCACCACGGAGACUACAAGCCAGUUGACGAAGCAGAAGUUGAUGGCAUGCCAAUCAUUGACACUCAUACAUACGAGAAGACACAGGAAAAGCUACAAGAUUGGGGUUUCCAAUGCACUUGCGCUAUCUGCCAGCAAAGCAAGAAAACAAAGAAGAAUGCGUCGAGCAAGAGGCUUGCACUCUUGAAAGACCUCGAAGCUGCUUUGGGUAGCCAAAAGGGUGCCGAUUUGCCAAGGGCGGAACGAAUUUUGGAUGCCAUUGAAAAAACUUAUUCGGAACCAGCAAGUAGGGUCCCCCGCCUCGCGCUUUGGGACCCUUACCUCCUCCUCACACGCAUCUACAGUUCGAAGAAUCAGCAAGACAAAGUGAUCGAGACGGCAUGGAAGGUCCUGAUAUCGCUUGGCUUCACGAUCGAGAGGCAGAACCCAUUGUCUCUCGAAUCGCCGUUCGAGGUUGAGCAGUGGGGCUUGAUGGAAGACUGUCUGAUCCGGACAUGGGUGCAUUUAUGGAUGGCGUAUGCCCAGGUAGCACCGGACCUAUGCAAGAAGGCGGAGGAAUGCGCGAAGAUCACGUAUAAGAUUUGCAUCGGGGAGGAUGACACGUUCGAUGAGAAGUAUGGCAAGCUGGCCCAUCAAGCCAUGUUCGAGGGUAUAGAUUUAGGUAAAGCGUCCCGGUCAGUCGCUUUACGAGGUGAUUGA